CUUAUCUCCUUCCUGAGACCCUCAUGUUUAGUGUUCCCUCAUUCCUCUUACACCUAGGAUUUCUCCUCCUUCCAUAAGGGUCUGGUCCUUCAUCCCUCCCGCUUCACCAGACCCCCUCACCCUGGGAGCCGCCACCUCCCUUUCCCCAAGACCAGAGGUCGCGCGGCCGGACACAGCCACCACGGAGAGUCGGUGCCAGCGUCUGAGCUGCGCAGUGGGGUCUUCCCGCUGCCCAGCAGCCUACAGGCGCGGUGCACUCUGGGGGAACAUGGCCGCUUCCGGUCUCCCUCCCGGGCCGGCGCUGGCCUGACUGCGGCCCCGGUCCGUAGCACUCCGCCCGCCGCUUCUCCCGCCCUGUAGCCGCGAAGACUGCUUCAGUCUUUCCCUCUGCUGCCCCUGCCGCGCAAUGGAGAAGAGCUCGAGCUGCGAGAGUCUUGGCUCCCAGCCGGCGGCGGCUCGGCCGCCCAGCGUGGACUCCUUGUCCAGUGCCUCCACUUCUCAUUCAGAGAAUUCAGUGCAUACAAAAUCAGCUUCUGUUGUAUCAUCAGAUUCCAUUUCAACUUCUGCCGACAACUUUUCUCCUGAUUUGAGGGUCCUGAGGGAGUCUAACAAGUUAGCAGAAAUGGAAGAACCACCCUUGCUUCCAGGAGAAAAUAUUAAAGACAUGGCCAAAGAUGUAACUUAUAUAUGUCCAUUCACUGGUGCUGUACGAGGAACUCUGACUGUCACGAAUUAUAGGUUAUAUUUCAAAAGCAUGGAACGGGAUCCCCCAUUUGUUUUAGAUGCUUCCCUUGGCGUGAUAAAUAGAGUAGAAAAAAUUGGUGGUGCUUCUAGUCGAGGUGAAAAUUCUUAUGGACUAGAAACUGUGUGUAAGGAUAUUAGGAAUUUACGAUUUGCUCAUAAACCUGAGGGGCGGACAAGAAGAUCCAUAUUUGAGAAUCUAAUGAAAUAUGCAUUUCCUGUCUCUAAUAACCUGCCUCUUUUUGCUUUUGAAUACAAAGAAGUAUUCCCUGAAAAUGGGUGGAAGCUAUAUGACCCUCUUUUAGAGUAUAGAAGGCAGGGAAUUCCAAAUGAAAGCUGGAGAAUAACAAAGAUAAAUGAACGAUAUGAACUUUGUGAUACAUACCCUGCCCUCCUGGUUGUGCCAGCAAAUAUUCCUGAUGAAGAAUUAAAGAGAGUGGCAUCCUUCAGAUCAAGAGGCCGUAUCCCAGUUUUAUCAUGGAUUCAUCCUGAAAGUCAAGCCACAAUCACUCGGUGUAGCCAGCCCAUGGUUGGAGUGAGUGGAAAGCGAAGCAAAGAAGAUGAAAAAUACCUUCAAGCUAUCAUGGAUUCCAAUGCCCAGUCUCACAAAAUCUUUAUAUUUGAUGCCCGGCCAAGUGUUAAUGCUGUUGCCAACAAGGCAAAGGGUGGAGGUUAUGAAAGUGAAGAUGCCUAUCAAAAUGCUGAACUAGUUUUCCUGGAUAUCCACAAUAUUCAUGUUAUGAGAGAAUCAUUACGAAAACUUAAGGAGAUUGUGUACCCCAACAUUGAGGAAACUCACUGGUUGUCUAACUUGGAAUCUACUCAUUGGCUAGAACAUAUUAAGCUUAUUCUUGCAGGGGCUCUUAGGAUUGCUGACAAGGUAGAGUCAGGGAAGACGUCUGUGGUAGUGCAUUGCAGUGAUGGUUGGGAUCGCACAGCUCAGCUCACUUCCCUUGCCAUGCUCAUGUUGGAUGGAUACUAUCGAACCAUCCGAGGAUUUGAAGUCCUUGUGGAGAAAGAAUGGCUAAGUUUUGGACAUCGAUUUCAACUAAGAGUUGGCCAUGGAGAUAAGAACCAUGCAGAUGCAGACAGAUCGCCUGUUUUUCUUCAAUUUAUUGACUGUGUCUGGCAGAUGACAAGACAGUUUCCUACCGCAUUUGAAUUCAAUGAGUAUUUUCUCAUUACCAUUUUGGACCACCUAUACAGCUGCUUAUUCGGAACAUUCCUCUGUAAUAGUGAACAACAGAGAGGAAAAGAGAAUCUUCCUAAAAGGACUGUGUCACUGUGGUCUUACAUAAACAGCCAGCUGGAAGACUUCACUAAUCCUCUCUAUGGGAGCUAUUCCAAUCAUGUCCUUUAUCCAGUAGCCAGCAUGCGCCACCUAGAGCUCUGGGUGGGAUAUUACAUAAGGUGGAAUCCACGGAUGAAACCACAGGAACCUAUUCACAACAGAUACAAAGAACUUCUUGCUAAACGAGCAGAGCUUCAGAAAAAAGUAGAGGAACUACAGAGAGAGAUUUCUAACCGAUCAACCUCAUCCUCAGAGAGAGCCAGCUCUCCUGCACAGUGUGUCACUCCUGUCCAAACUGUUGUAUAAAGGACUGUAAGAUCAGGGGCAUCAUUGUUAUACACUCUUGAUUACACUGGCAGCUCUAUGAGUAGAAAGUCUUCGGAAUUUAGAACCCAUCUAUGAGAGAAAGUUCAGUCACUUUAUUUAUUUUAAAUCUCUCUAGGAUGAGUUUAGAACUGUAGCAGUGCAGGUGGCUUAAGUGAAGUAACUCCAUAUGUAAUUACAUGAUUAUGAUACUAAUCUUUUAAGUAUCCAAAGAAUAUUAAUCCUGGAUUCACAGUGGGAACAAGUUUCUAUUAAAAGGCAAAUGCUGUUACAAAUUUUUGGCAUCUGGUAAUAUUAAAACCAUUUUAGAAAUACACUCUGUGCUCACUGUGCAGACUCACUGUGCAGAGGAACAUCAGUUUUCAGAGGAACAUCAGUUUUCAAACCAACACUGAAAUUCUGUGGCAUCACAUACAUUGGGCCUUGAUGUCAUGACAGAUCAAAAUCAUUUGAUAUCCUUUCUCCAUUCUAGGUUUUUCUUUUUUGCAGUAACUGAUUUACCUUGAUCACUUUUCAACUUCCAUAUUCUUCAUAUAGUAAAAGGCAAAGUGUUGAAGAUACUAUGGUGUGGUAGUAGUUGAAAAUUAUUGCCGUCAUUAUUUACAUACUUAAGACAUAUUAGCAAGUUGAUCCAAAAUGGGAGACCUUAUAGAUGUGCUUGGGGGAAAAUGAAGGGGAGAAAGUAGCCAUACAGGAGUUCAAAGAAUUCCAUGCCCUUCAGAUUAGCCCAAUUACCAGAAACAUCAUGAAAGAUAUUUUAAAAACUAAUUAUUUACUACAGUGUAUUUCACUUGUCUUGUGUGUCUGAACACACAGAAGCUAAUUAGCAAGUUUUUAAGAAGUAUUCAAAAAUCUUACUAGGAUUGACAUUUUUUCUGAAGUCUGUAUAAAUAGCUUAUAGUGAGAAGUACUGUGCUCAAAUUUUACAUUUUUUUCCUUUGCAAAUUCUGUAAUUUCACUCAACGAUUAAGUGUACCAAAGAACACACUGCAUGUAAAAGAUGUAUUACAAUCUCAAAGCCAGUAAAAGAAAUCUUGCUUCACUGUUCACCUGCUACAAGUAAGAGUUUGGUGCUGGUAGAAACAUUUGACUCUGAUGUCUAUUUUAUUCUACAUAAGAGCCAUAUGUAAUGUACUGUAACAAAGGAGCUUCUUGUCCCCUUGGUCUUUUAAUUAAAAGAAAUUCCAACUGA
Gorilla gorilla gorilla (western lowland gorilla) is the source of this 3548-nucleotide messenger RNA. RefSeq names its product myotubularin related protein 2 (gene MTMR2). Gene Ontology annotation, biological process: phosphatidylinositol dephosphorylation. The coding region runs from base 407 to 2338 and encodes 643 amino acids. Gene Ontology annotation, cellular component: cytoplasm; membrane. The transcript is spliced from 15 exons. Gene Ontology annotation, molecular function: phosphatidylinositol-3-phosphate phosphatase activity; phosphatidylinositol-3,5-bisphosphate 3-phosphatase activity. NCBI's taxonomy places the organism in Eukaryota, Metazoa, Chordata, Mammalia, Primates, Hominidae. The record is from RefSeq and is a predicted model, not a curated record.